UUAAAUAAUAAUAAUAAUACCAUUGUUUACAUUCUCCACAAACCUCUUUUUCAUUUCAUUUUAUUUUUAACAUUCAUGUCAAAUCUAUCAACCUUACUAACCGAGGCUGUGAAUCAGACAAUAUACUAUUGGAGACUACCUGAGACCUAUGAUAUCCUACUUUUAAUCUACAAGAGCUUACCGGCAAUCAUGACUCCGCUUGUAUGCAUUGUUAAUGCACCAUAUGGUCGGUUUUCGGGUCAAUUCUCUAGCCCGCUUUCAUUGAAAGUGACUUUCUCUGGUCGUUGGAGUUGGUGUCUAAUGGAGGCCGUCUCUCCUGCUGUGUUCCUCACAAGUGUCUGGUUGUGUUCACCAUCCCCCUCACUGCUCAACUUGUCAAUGUCACAGAUGGUAUUGACAUCGCUGUGGGUUGUGCAUUAUGUCAAUCGCAGUAUUGUGUAUUCCUGGAGAGCACCUUCUAUAGCACCCAUUCAUCUGCUGGUUUCGGUUUCGGCAGCGUGUUUUAAUAUUUUGAAUGGAUACGUGAAUGGGGUCUGGGUGGCAAGACAUCAUGACCUUGACCUUAAUCCAAAUUUAACAAUGACGGUCUGGCGCUGGGUGGGCGUAGGUAUUUUCGCAACAGGGUUUGGACUCAACCUGUACCAUGACUCGAUUUUGUUUGACUUAAGAAAGUCUAAGAAGAAAGAGUCCAAGGAUAGUAAUCCAGAAAAGACACACGAUUAUUCGAUUCCUUUUGGUGGACUAUACAGAUAUGUGAGUUGCCCAAACUAUCUAUCUGAACUGAUCGAGUGGACCGGGUUUAUGAUUGCUGCUUGGCCGAGUACCCCAGCCAUGGUAUUUGUGUUGAGUACUGCUGCCAAUCUCAUCCCGCGUGCAUGGCGCACACAUGCAUGGUAUAAGCACCAAUUUCCGGACUACCCGGCCGAUCGAAAGGCCGUGAUUCCUUUUGUGUUAUGAAAAAUAUGUACAUAAUUCCCCAUCCCCUAAUAAUCAUAAUAAAGAAGUAAUCCCUUGUUCAAAAUAAAAAUAAAAUAUAUAGGGUUUAUGUAUCAUUAC
Messenger RNA from Phycomyces blakesleeanus NRRL 1555(-), 1056 nucleotides. RefSeq lists its product as hypothetical. Gene Ontology annotation, molecular function: oxidoreductase activity, acting on the CH-CH group of donors. The transcript has 2 exons. Gene Ontology annotation, biological process: lipid metabolic process. NCBI's taxonomy places the organism in Eukaryota, Fungi, Mucoromycota, Mucoromycetes, Mucorales, Phycomycetaceae. The record is from RefSeq and is a predicted model, not a curated record. Bases 76 to 957 code for a protein of 293 amino acids.